This is a messenger RNA of Naegleria lovaniensis, 834 nucleotides long. RefSeq lists its product as uncharacterized. The coding region runs from base 1 to 834 and encodes 277 amino acids. The record is from RefSeq and is a predicted model, not a curated record. Gene Ontology annotation, molecular function: 5-methyltetrahydropteroyltriglutamate-homocysteine S-methyltransferase activity; zinc ion binding. Lineage: Eukaryota; Heterolobosea; Eutetramitea; Acrasida; Naegleriidae. The transcript has a single exon. Gene Ontology annotation, biological process: amino acid biosynthetic process.
AUGGCAAGAGGUCGAGCUCCUACUGGAAAACCAACAGCUGCAUGUGAAAUGACCAAAUGGUUCGAUACCAAUUAUCAUUUCAUUACUCCUGAAAUUGAACCCUCUCAAGAAUUUCAAUUAAUUAGGACUAGUUUGUUCGAACAAGUUAAAGAAGCUCAAGAAGUGAUUGGUUUGGAUCGUGUCAAGGUGGUUCUUGUCGGUCCUCUUACAUGGCUUUAUUUAGCAAAAGGUGUGGAGUUUACAAACGGAGCCGAUGAUUCUAAAAAGCUCCAUACCGUGUUGCCCAAGUUGUUGCCCAUUUAUCAACAAGUAUUGAAACAACUUUCAGAAAUGGGUGUGAAAUGGGUUCAAAUCGACGAGCCCAUUCUCGUCAUGGAUUUGAAUGAGGAAUGGCAACAAGCAUUUGUGAAAACCUACUCUCAAGAUUUGGUUGCUUCUCAACAAGGUUUUGCAUGCAAGAUUUUAUUGGCCACCUAUUUUGGACCCUUGUUGAACAAUGUGAAAACUUGUGUCCAAUUGCAUGUCGAUGCCGUUCAUUUGGAUGGCGUUCGUUCUGGCCAUCAACAACAAGAACAUUUAGAAAAUUUCUUGUCAGAACUCACUCGAUUUGAAAAGACACAUCCAGAAAUCAAAAAGAAGAUUAUUUCAUUGGGUCUAGUCGAUGGACGAAAUGUUUGGAAAACAGAUUUAGAGAAAUGCGUGCAAACGAUCAAGUCUGUGGUGAACCAUUCAGAGUUUGGUCUUUCACACGAGAGAGUGUGGAUUGCACCUUCGUGUUCAUUGCUUCAUGUGCCAUUGGAUCUUUCCUUGAGACUAAACUUGAUGAUGAGUUAA